Saccostrea cuccullata (small rock oyster) is the source of this 2702-nucleotide messenger RNA. RefSeq names its product zinc finger protein OZF-like. Gene Ontology annotation, molecular function: RNA polymerase II cis-regulatory region sequence-specific DNA binding; DNA-binding transcription factor activity. Bases 203 to 1675 code for a protein of 490 amino acids. The record is from RefSeq and is a predicted model, not a curated record. NCBI's taxonomy places the organism in Eukaryota, Metazoa, Mollusca, Bivalvia, Ostreida, Ostreidae. The transcript has 4 exons. Gene Ontology annotation, biological process: regulation of transcription by RNA polymerase II.
GAUCGGCAUUUGGUUUUGUGUACACAAAGCCAGCACAAAGGGCCAAGGUGCAUGUCGAUAAUGUUUAGCUGGGUAUUUCCAUUUGUAACAUUAAUUAAAUUCUGUUGAUUGAUCCUUGCUCUUCACUGCCAAAAGAUAAGAUUACCACGAAUAAAAUUAUCCCCGAGAAGAUAUGAAAAAGGGUUUGGACAAUAAUUAAGUCAUGAUGGAAGAGGUCAGAAGCUGGCAUGUACCUUGUCAUGAAUAUCCACUAUCUGAUGAAGAGAAAACAGAAAAGAAAGAGACAUCAGAGCAGCCUGACCCCAUAAAUGAGGAAGAGCCAUCUGACCCAAUUACUGAAGAAGAGCAGUCUGACCCAAUUAAUGAGGAAGAAGAAAAAGAACAGGAGAAGGAUGAACCCACAGCUAACUCGACCAAUUUAACUGAAAAUGAUGAUGAAAGCACAGAAAAUGUGACUGCCGAGGACAAUCAAACUGAGAAUCCGGACACACAGAACAGUACUAAUGUAAAUAAAAAGCAUUUCGAAUGUCACAUGUGUGGGAAAAUCUUGACUCGUGCGGAACAUUUAAAGAGACACAUAUGGACGCAUACAGGCGAAAAACCUUAUAAGUGUGAUCUGUGCGAGAGAGCGUUUUGCGCCAAGUCUGACUUAGAUAGACAUAUAAGGACACACACUGGUGAAAAACCUUUUAAGUGCGACAUUUGUGGAAAAGCAUUCAAUGUAAAGGCAUCCCUUAAUUACCAUAUGAGGAUCCACACGGGGGAAAAUCUGUAUAAUUGUGAUUUAUGCGACAAGGCCUUUGGGAAGAAAACUUCCCUGCAGAAACACAUGAAGACGCAUUUAGACAAACCUUUGGUAUGUGAAGUUUGUCAGAAGGAAUACAGUGAAAAAGUAGAUUUAGAUAAACAACCGUUACCAUACAAAGGUACCUAUCCUAAAAACUGUGUCAUGUGUGGAAAGACGUCAAAUAAACUUGUCCUCUUACCAGGCCUCAUGGGGUUGGAGGAUAAAAGAUUUGAAUGUGAUGUGUGCGGAAAGAUUUUCACUCACUCUGGAGUCUUAAAGAUACAUAUUAGGACACACACGGGGGACAAGCCUUAUAAAUGUGAUGUGUGCGACAAGGCGUUCAACCAGUCGGGAAAUCUACAGAUUCACAUGCGGAAACAUUCCGGCGACAGGCCGUAUAAAUGUGAUUUGUGUGAGAAGGCGUUCAACCAGAGAGGAAACUUGCAGAUCCAUAUGCGGACACACACGGGAGAUAAACCGUAUAAAUGUGAAGUGUGCGGAAAGGCUUUCACUGGGGCAGGCACCUUACAGAGACACAUGAGAAGGCAUACAGGUGACAAACCUUACAAAUGUGAAGUGUGUGGAAAAGCAUUCACAGUGUCAGGUUCUCUAAAGAGUCAUAUGAGGACACACACAGGGGAUAAACCCUAUAAAUGUGAUGUGUGUGGGAGGGCAUUCACGGUGUUAAGUACCUUACAAAAACACGUGGUGACACAUACGGACGAAAAGCCUUUUAACUGUGGCGAGUGCGGAAAAACAUUUAAAAUGAAAGCGUACUUAAAGGACCACAUGAGGACGCAUAGAGGUGAAAAAUAUAAAAAAUACAGAAAGCCAUCUAAACGAGAGAAAUUAAAAGAUGCAGGAAUAUCUAAACAGGCAAAAGUAUGAGAGAAAUAUAAACACGCAGUUAUUUCAUUCAAGGACAUGUGCUUCAAAGGACUUUGUAUGCCCUACUCUGCCCAUUACUGUAAAUCACUUUUUUUUACACAAGAACUUUGUUUUUGUGUAAUAUAGCAUAAUUUAUGUGAGAUUUUAUGCUCUUGAAUAUUUCAUUCUCAUGUAUAAUGAAAUUCCUUAAGAUUAUAUAGAGCAAUGACCACAAUUCGUGAAAAUUUUGUCUCCCUAAUAAAGAGUCAAUGACUAUCUUGCGAAAAUAAGGUGUCGCUAAAAUCAAGUGAUCUCCUGUAUAUAAACGGAACAUACAAUGUCUAUUUCUGACAGACUAUCUACUGUUUUCAUGGUUAUUUCAUUAUAGCUAUAUUCUGUAUUUUUUGUUGACAUUUAUUAUUCAAAAGCUUUGCAUCCUCCAAGAGGCACACACAUUUCUGAUACAGAUACAGAGUGGAAACUGUGGAAACAAAAGUAACAAAAAUAUAUAAAGGAAGAUUUGAAAUCCACCUUAAGAUUUGCAUUCUUUUCUAUAACUUUUUAAGGUUUCCUUACCCCCUUUUGAUAAUUGGUGUUGUGGCCUUGUGUUAAUGUCUUUCAUCUUAUAAUUCUUAAGAAAAUAAAUACUAGUAACUAAUAGGACUUUUACUCAGAUUUAUAUAUUUCUGUAGAUUGUCUGUGACAAACCAAAUAUUUAUUAGCCUCCUUUUCAUACACAGGUAUCUUGAAGAUACUAGUAUUUGGGAUUGUCUGUAUGAAGAUUUUUGUGCGAGUUUUAUUUAUGUUGUACAUGUAAUAAGAAGUAAUAUUGUAUGGAGUGUGUUGAGAAUACAAAAUUUUAUUUUAGUGGUGAAAGGAAUCAGUAAGCAUGGUAAAGGGUAAAACUAGUGAUUAGUGAUAUUGUUAUUUGUCGGUGGUUUAUGCUUGUUGUGUAUUCACAUGCUGUCAUUUGUGUUUACUGUUCUAUACCCUUUGAUGUACUGUAUUUAAUUGGAUUUUUAAAUAAUAAAAUAUGUAUAAAAAGUUA